Messenger RNA from Cherax quadricarinatus, 631 nucleotides. Lineage: Eukaryota; Metazoa; Arthropoda; Malacostraca; Decapoda; Parastacidae. The record is from RefSeq and is a predicted model, not a curated record.
CCAGCCCGUGUUGCAGCAGUUAAGUUCAGACGUUGUAGAGGUCCGUUUCUCUACCUCGAUCAACCAGGAAUAUAAAGUAAAUAUGGAUGCCAGUGAUGGAACAUCCAGCACCACGAUGGUGGAGUGUAGUUCGCCAGAAGAGAAGUGUAACGUGUUCUUCACCACCAUAACAUCCAAGACAGGCAACAGUGCAAGUGUGCAGCCAAGUAACAGUGGAGACAAGAAUGUUGUGGCUGUUCAGUUUGACAUGAACACUGAUAUCUCUCUACCAAAGAUAAUCAUCAAUUCCAUCACAGUGGCGAUCACCAGCACACCAAGUGGCACUCCAGUGUCAACAGUGGUUGGUGUACAAGGUGAAGAAGAUGUGUCAGCAGUAUCCUCACUAACUCUGGCGGUCAUCACUCCUGACAGUGGUGAUUUCACCAAACAUUAUAUUGAUGCACUUGAUGUAACCGGGAUAACUACGGAAAACAUACGAAUACCAUUUGAAAAUAUAAAAGAUAACGCUUUUCUCCCUAGUACAGUGACAAUGAUGGUGGCAGGACACGACGCCAGUGGUGCGUCUUCAGCGUUUGGUUAUGUUGAAGUUACACUAAGUGAUUGGUUCCAACGCUAGAGGGAUGUAUCGUAU